Messenger RNA from Adineta ricciae, 1674 nucleotides. The record is from the annotation of a GenBank genome assembly. Lineage: Eukaryota; Metazoa; Rotifera; Eurotatoria; Adinetida; Adinetidae.
AUGUGGAAUUUUCAAUGGCAAUACAUAUAUGUUCUCCUUAUAUACAAUACCGUGCCACACUUCGUCGCGAACUGGCCAUUAUUGAAUUCGUCCGGGGUACAAUUAGCAGGUAUCUUUUACGAGGAUUCGAACACCACAGAAUCGACAUCAUGGUCUCGCCAGUGUCGUGCAAUGUUCCAAUCGGCGAUAGUACUGGCUCAGAAAUACAAUAUAACUGUUGACGGGCAGUUUAUCGGCUGGCAGACGAUUAGGAGUGAUGGCAAUUCGAUAAAUACUUUGAGCAGCACGUGCCGGCUAGUGCCGAAUUCAAACAUUGUUGGUGUUGUCGGGCCACCUUUUUCAAGAGAAUCUCAUUUUAUGGCUCCGUUUGCUGCUCAACUUCGUAUCCCUAUGGUGUCCUAUGCUUCGACUGAUCCUGAUCUGUCCGAUCGACAGACAAAUCCCAGUUUCUAUCGUACGCUUCCUGCAGAUACGGCGGCUGCGCUAGCAAUAGCUAAACUUUUUGACCUAUACAAUUGGACGUCAUGUAUUAUCAUCUAUCAAAAUGAUGCAUUUGGAUUGGGUGGAACAAAAGCAAUCAGCGACACGUUUGAGAAGAAUAAUUUGACCGUGGCAGAAAUGAUAGUAUUCGAUACUAUGACACGUUCUAUUAAAGGUGACUUAAGAGCUCUUUUAAUGAGCAGCUCAACACGAUUAGUCAUACUGUGGGCUGAUUCAGGCUAUUCAGCUACUAUCUUAGAACUUGCCUUACGCGCUGAUGUGCUCGGUCCACAAUUCAUGUGGAUUUUGAGUACGAAUAUUCCUUUGAAUUCUUUUCUGCCCACAUGGCGGGAACAAUUAAGUGGUAUGCUCACCCUCGAGCCGGUGGUGGGAGAUCUUGCUUAUGGACUCAUCAAUAAAACCUUACUCAACGAAGCAUAUGAGAUAUGGAAAACGUAUGAGCCUGGAUCGUUUCCAGAAUCGAAAAACGUUGAUUAUUAUGCUCUCUUUGCCUUCGAUGCAACUUGGACGCUGAUUCAAGCAUUGCAUCAUCUUUGUUCAACAACUACUCCAUGUGUUUCAUUGUUUAAUAGCUUAUACUGUUUUGAUCGACAGUUAAUCAAUUCAAGCUCAUUGUUUGACAUCAUUGAUUCAAAUACAUUUCUUGGUGUAUCCGGUCCAAUAGCAUUCAGUGCAAACACAACUGAUCGUGCUAACGGCACCUACUAUAUAGUGAAAAAUGUGCAGAGUUCUUCUAAUAUUCUAAGUUAUGUUCCAGUGCUCGUCUCAUCAGAGACAGGUGAAUGGACAGCCAAUGGACGGAUGAGUUCGAUUAUAUGGCCUGGUAAAUCGACCGUACCUCCUACUGGUUAUGCAUCAAUUUCAGGUUUAGUUCUACGAAUUGCUGUCAUCGAAGCAGUACCAUUUACAAAAUGUACAGCGAUCACAGAUGGCUAUGGACGAGCAACUCAGAAGAUAGUCGGAUAUAUUCCUGAUCUUAUAAAACAGUUAGAAAAAGCAAUGGGAUUCAUUUCAAAUAUAACGUGUUUACCAUCAAAUCAGAGUUACAAUGCACUUAUUAAUGCCGUUGCAAAUGNCCGAUUCAUGAUAGUUACUCUUAAGGGUGAUACAAGGAUCCUCGUUAAAUACCCUCUAGUUCAGAAAAAUCAAAUUUUUAUAAAGUGGGCGUUAUAG